Cyprinodon variegatus (sheepshead minnow) is the source of this 1752-nucleotide messenger RNA. RefSeq names its product protein kinase, AMP-activated, gamma 1 non-catalytic subunit (gene prkag1). Lineage: Eukaryota; Metazoa; Chordata; Actinopteri; Cyprinodontiformes; Cyprinodontidae. The transcript has 13 exons. The record is from RefSeq and is a predicted model, not a curated record. The coding region runs from base 84 to 1088 and encodes 334 amino acids.
UAUUACGGUAACAGCUCGCUCCGCAUUACAGCGGAAGGCGCUUUGAGUGGCUUUGUGGGAUCAGUUCGUAGACCGGGUGGAACAUGGAGUGUAUUCCUGUACCCAUUGAUGACAUUGAAAGCAAAAAGGACCCAAUACCUGAAGAACGAGAGCAAAAUGUUUACACCAGGUUUAUGAAGUCCCACCGUUGUUAUGACCUCGUGCCCACUAGCUCCAAACUAGUGGUGUUUGAUACGUCACUCCAGGUGAAGAAGGCGUUCUUUGCUCUUGUUUCCAACGGAGUGAGGGCAGCCCCUCUUUGGGACAGCAAGAAGCAGUGCUUUGUGGGUAUGCUAACCAUCACAGACUUUAUUAACAUUCUUCAUCGCUAUUACAAGUCUCCAUUGGUUCAGAUAUAUGAGUUGGAAGAGCACAAAAUUGAAACAUGGAGGGAGGUUUACCUUCAAGACUCUUUCAAGCCUUUGGUCUGCAUAUCUCCGAAUGCAAGUUUGUAUGAUGCAGUAUCAUCUCUGCUGAGGAACAAGAUCCACAGACUGCCUGUAAUCGACCCCCUGACAGGAAACACACUAUAUAUCCUCACACACAAGAGGAUUCUUAAGUUCCUGAAGCUUUUUAUAUCUGAGAUGCCAAGACCCUCAUUCUUGAGUAAAACCUUAGAGGAACUGAACAUCGGGACGUUCAGAAACAUAGCGGUGGUCCGUGCAGACACACCUCUGUACACGGCGCUGGGUAUUUUUGUGGAGCAGCGAGUCUCUGCGCUCCCUGUUGUUGAUGAUAAAGGACGAGUGGUGGACAUAUACUCGAAAUUUGAUGUUAUAAACCUGGCUGCAGAGAAAACGUACAACAACCUGGAUGUGACUGUGACCAAAGCCUUGAAGCACCGCUCACAGUGCUUUGAGGGAGUCCUGACCUGCAACAGGCAUGAGACCUUGGAGGCCAUCAUCAACAGACUGGUGGAGGCUGAGGUUCACAGACUAGUGGUGGUAGAUGAGCACGAGGUAGUGAAGGGGAUAGUCUCCCUGUCGGAUAUCCUCCAGGCGCUGGUGCUGCCCGAUGGAGAAGAGGCACAAACUUUAGGGAGUAGUUAGGAACAUUUUGCUGUUUUACGAAAAGACCAGACGGAAAGUACAAGCAUGUGGGAGGAGAAAUAUGAGAGCACGUUGCCUUCUGCUGUAACACCCACAUAGAAAGUCUUCACCAUCUCUGGAAAAAUGUGAAGUUGUCAGGUUUUCUCUAUCCAGCAAUUAUAUAAUUGUAGAAGGUCAGGAUUUAUAGAGCCUGAGCCAAAUUCAAAGUCACUAUUAGGUGUGGGGAGUUUAAAAUCUGAAGAAAUCGGAGAAAUCCAGCACAUUUAUCUUCUUUGCCCCUUUAUUUUAUGAAGUAAGAUUAAAUUUUUUUAAAACAUUCCCCUAUUUAACCAGCAUUUCAAUUUAUUUUAAGGCUGAAGUGAACAAAGGCACUAGACUCUUCUAAGAGUUAAAUCGGAUGCUGCAACUCGAGCUGAUAAUCAGACGUUUUCUUAAAAGCUUUCAAGAUAGCUAUCCAUUUAUUCUCUUAUCGUUCCUUUAAUUUUCGUUGUUUGUUUAAAUUCAUGUUUAGUUUUGAUGGACGUCAUUGUAAACAGUAUAUCUGUUUGUCAUCAGUUAGUGACUUUAACAUUGAGUGAUUAUUUCCAUUCAUUUGCUCAUGUCCUAAAAAAGGCAACUUUCAGCGACAUCAGAAAGUCUAAAUAUUGUUCCCUCAUUAAAUAUA